CCGCCGCCGCCCUCCUGCACGGCCCCACCAUGACGCACCAGUACCCCGCGCUGACGGCCGAGCAGAAGAAGGAGCUGUCGGAUAUCGCCCUGCGCAUCGUGGCCCCAGGCAAGGGCAUCUUGGCCGCCGAUGAGUCCGUAGGGAGCAUGGCCAAGCGCCUCAACCAGAUCGGCGUGGAGAACACGGAGGAGAACCGCCGGCUGUACCGCCAGAUCCUCUUCAGCGCCGACAGCCGCGUCAAGAAAUGCAUCGGCGGCGUCAUCUUCUUCCACGAGACCAUGUACCAGAAGGCUGAUGAUGGGACUCCCUUUGUGCAGAUGAUUAAGGACAAGGGCAUCGUCGUGGGCAUCAAGGUGGACAAGGGUGUUGUGCCCCUGGCCGGGACGGAUGGAGAAACCACGACUCAGGGCCUGGACGGGCUGUCCGAGCGCUGUGCCCAGUACAAGAAGGAUGGCGCUGACUUCGCCAAGUGGCGCUGCGUGCUGAAAAUCAGCGACAACACCCCCUCUGCCCUCGCCAUCAUGGAGAACGCCAACGUGCUGGCCCGCUACGCCAGCAUCUGCCAGCAGAACGGCAUCGUGCCCAUCGUGGAGCCGGAGAUCCUGCCGGAUGGGGACCAUGACCUCAAGCGGUGCCAGUACGUGACGGAGAAGGUGCUGGCGGCCGUGUACAAGGCGCUGAGUGACCACCACGUCUACCUGGAGGGCACCCUUCUGAAGCCCAACAUGGUGACCCCGGGCCACUCCUGCCCCACCAAGUACAGCCCUGAGGAGAUCGCCAUGGCCACCGUCACCGCCCUGCGCCGCACUGUCCCCCCGGCUGUCCCAGGCGUCACCUUCCUCUCCGGAGGCCAGAGCGAGGAGGAGGCCUCCAUCAACCUCAACGCCAUCAACACGUGCCCGCUGGCGCGGCCCUGGGCCCUCACCUUCUCGUACGGGCGGGCGCUGCAGGCGUCGGCGCUCAGCGCCUGGCGCGGGCAGCGCGACAACGCCAGCGCCGCCACUGAGGAGUUCGUCAAGCGCGCCGAGGUGAACGGGCUGGCGGCGCUGGGCCAGUACGAGGGCAGCGGCGACGAGUCGGGCGCCGCGGCGCAGUCCCUCUACGUGGCCAACCACGCGUACUGAGCGCGCCGGCCCGCGCCCCCCGCCACCGCUCACACCCGCUUGCACCCCG
Messenger RNA from Nothoprocta perdicaria, 1173 nucleotides. It is a transcript of the gene ALDOC, whose product is annotated as aldolase, fructose-bisphosphate C. The transcript is spliced from 9 exons. The coding region runs from base 30 to 1124 and encodes 364 amino acids. Gene Ontology annotation, molecular function: fructose-bisphosphate aldolase activity. The record is from RefSeq and is a predicted model, not a curated record. Gene Ontology annotation, cellular component: cytosol. Gene Ontology annotation, biological process: fructose 1,6-bisphosphate metabolic process; glycolytic process. NCBI's taxonomy places the organism in Eukaryota, Metazoa, Chordata, Aves, Tinamiformes, Tinamidae.